UGCAGAUUUCAUCCACGGGUUGUUGACUGCAUUGCCGGAACUUUAUCAAAACACGUCUUGGUUCGUAUUUUCGCGAACUUAUACUUUAUGCAAUUGGUUCUUCGAGUAGUUGUUAUUGAGAUAUUCCUAACUAUCUAAUUUGUGACAACAAGUUUCUUUCUUUAAGGCGAUUUACGCCAUCUCAACCUGUUCCUGCAAAAAUGUCUGGGAAUUUUGAAAUUCCUGGACUAUCCAUCUCGAGGGUACCAGAUGAAUCUCAACACCAAUCAGACGUUCCUAAUGAGGCUCAACCUGUGACCUCUCAACCUGCCACUGAGAUGGAUAUUGAUGCUCCUGCUCCUUCAGAGAGUACACCACUACCUCAGAUCAGCGAGGCACAGAUCGAGAAGUUGGAGGAGCCGGAGAGUUCUGAUGUUGCUAUCAAAGAUGCACCACCCAGCCCUCCCUCCUUGACUUCAGCACUGGAAGCUCUACUUGGCGGUCUAGACGCCCCACCACAGGAUCCGAAUGUGUCAUCUGCGCAACCCGAUGGCACAGAACAGAAUGGACAGCCUCAAGAGCAAGAUGAACAAGGUGAUCCCGAAUGGGAAGUAGAUUCUUCCCCCUGCGAAUCCUCGUCCGAAUCGAGCAGUUCAGAUGAUUCGGAUGAUGAGUCUGAAGAUGGGAAAAACUAUGAGCUACUGGGCCCCGAGGAGACCGCCCGCAUUCUUAUGGAAAUGGAAGGUGGCUCAGAUGAUGAAGGUGAGGGGAAGGUGAAAGGGAAUGGUUCUGGUGCACAGGUCCGCACGAAGAAUGAAUUGCCUGAAGAAGUAGUUCCUAAGCCCGAUGUCGUUAUAUCACCGGAGAUGACUAUCACUGAACUUGGCGUGAUUGAGCACAUCGUUGAGAAUACUGCUGUAGUCAAGGCGAUCACGACGGGAGAGUACCAGGUGCUCGACAGCGGCUCGGUUCUCUGCACGGAAGACCGCACUGUUAUCGCGGCCGUAGCCGAUUUAAUCGGCAACGUGAGACAGCCACGUUAUACUGCAAGGUUUACGAACGAAGAAGAAAUUGAGUCUUAUGGCCUAGAGGUAGGGACCAAAAUAUUCUAUCCGCCUUCGCACGCGGUAUAUGUCUUCACUCAACCACUUCGGGAGCAAAAGGGCACGGAUGCAAGCAAUUGGCAUGAUGAAGAGGCCGGUGAUGAAGAAAUUGAGUUCUCAGACGACGAAAAAGAGGCCGAACAUAAGAGGCAGCUAAAGGCUAAAAAGAAAGGGGGCCGCGGUGGUAAGGGCGGCGUAGGAGGGCGAGGAGGUCACACCGAUGCCUCGUCUCUCCCUCCAAUGAUUGGCCUGCAGUAUGAUGAUGAUGACGAGGACGGCCCUUAUCGAAAACUUGCAAGGCCGGCCAAUUUUGCACAGGGCCAAUCCACCCCUUCGGAAUCUGGAUACUCAAAUCAUCACGCCAACAAUAACGGCGCAUUCCGAGGUGGUCGAGGUAGAGGUCAACGAGGUCAUGGACAUGGCCGUGGCGGGAGAGGCAAUCGUGGAGAUUCGCGAGGUGGAUAUUCCUUACCACCUAGACCACCACGAGGACAAGACUAUCAGCCACAAACGCAGCAAUACAUCUAUCCUCCAGCUUCGCCUUCGGUUACUAGCCCAGCAUAUCCCCCGCAGUCGCUACCAUUCUAUGGCACACCGAACAUUCAUCAGCAGCCCAAUACGCAGUUUCAAUUUCCUUGGCCCCAGAACGUUCCACAAGGCUUCGUUCCACCUCCACCACCACAGUUUACCGGGCAGCAACCUGGCGCGUACUACAGCCCUGAGUUCUUUGCUGCUCUGCAAAGUCAGAUGCAGGGACAACCCAACCAGCAAAACGGCCAGUGGCCCGGACAUAGCGGUGCUGGAUAGAAUUCUAACGCUGUGAACGGCAAUAUGGGUUCGGCUCUCCCCCAUGCCUAUUUGUCUCACCAAUGGAAUAAUCAUACUAAUGGAUCCGCUGCCUCAGACAUACAGCUAGGGUGGCAUUCCAACCAUCAGCCUAGCCUGCAGAGCAAGGUAGAUAGAGUAAAGACGGAGGCGGGUGUACAAAAGUCCCGGGGCAAGACUCCCGGAAAAGCCUGGAAGGGCAGAAAAGGCAGAAGGGGCAAAAAAAUCAACGAGGUCCCUCUAUGUCUCACCGAGCCACUUCUUAUAUAAGAUAUAUCUUGUUACUGAGGUAUUACUGGUACGUUAAUGAUAGUUGCAGUGUUUAUACUGACAUCUGAAAUAACACGACAACAAUCAUGGAGGAUUGAGGGAGAUUAUCAUCAAAGUCGAGUCUUGAGUCAAUACGAAUAUCAAGACAAGUUGACUUAUACCAUUCCGAAUGCUGCUUACUUGUGUACUUAGGUAUAUCACAUACGAUUCUUUUAAUAUCCAUUGAAUACCUCACUAUAGCGAAAUUGUGAAUAUAUUCUAAUAUCGUCUUUACCUGAG
This is a messenger RNA of Daldinia decipiens, 2456 nucleotides long. Its product is annotated as NAF1-domain-containing protein. Gene Ontology annotation, biological process: ribosome biogenesis; pseudouridine synthesis; box H/ACA snoRNP assembly. Gene Ontology annotation, cellular component: sno(s)RNA-containing ribonucleoprotein complex. The transcript is spliced from 3 exons. Gene Ontology annotation, molecular function: RNA binding. The coding region runs from base 201 to 1889 and encodes 562 amino acids. The record is from RefSeq and is a predicted model, not a curated record. NCBI's taxonomy places the organism in Eukaryota, Fungi, Ascomycota, Sordariomycetes, Xylariales, Hypoxylaceae.